This is a messenger RNA of Zychaea mexicana, 528 nucleotides long. RefSeq lists its product as uncharacterized. The coding region runs from base 173 to 454 and encodes 93 amino acids. The transcript has 4 exons. The record is from RefSeq and is a predicted model, not a curated record. Lineage: Eukaryota; Fungi; Mucoromycota; Mucoromycetes; Mucorales; Lichtheimiaceae.
CGACUUUUUCGAUGUCAUAGCAGUUCUGCCACCUGGGUAAAAAAGUUGCUAAUACCAUCCUCAUCAGAAUAUAAUUCGGAGACGUGUAAAGUUAGAGAGGAAAUCCUUAAUUAAUACAAGAUAAUUAAGAAAAAGAGAGCGCACAAUAACCAAUUUCUUUGUCCAGAAGUUGAUGCUGAUGUUGUACUACAGUCUCAACCGUUUAAAAUUAUGUUGCUGUAACUACAAUACCGCUUUCCUAGUCUUGUUAAGUGUAACCGGGGCGAGGUCGACGAUAAUUAUUUUAUCAUUAUCGCUGCGCUACAACAAUAGGUAUAGAACUCGUAGCUAUCAUAACAUUGCUAAUAUUGCAAAUCUAACGCUUGCAUGUUCUCAUUUGAUCACUACUAGACACAGACCACCGCCGCAUGCCAAGACAACCACUAAUUACAUACACUCUUCUUUACGGCGAUGACGGGGUUGGCCGAGUAGUAUUAGAAGAUUAUCACUUGAUUGGUUCCCUGUUGUGGUAGUGGUAGGAUCUACAAU